AGGCUGAUAGUGAAGGGGAGAUUGUUGUUUUGCUGAAGGUUUUGGUUGGUUUGGAGCUGCCGCGUCGUGAGAAACACUAAUUUAACACUUACAAGUUAAAGUAGAGCUUAAAGAAAGAUAUUUUCGCUCUUUUAAUUAACCCUGAGUCGUUUUCGUAACCCGCAGCAUCGAGCGAAAAGAGCCCGGAAACAUGAAAUGGAUGUUCAAAGAGGAUCACUCCUUGGAACAUCGAUGCGUAGAAUCAGCCAAAAUCCGCAACAAGUACCCUGACAGGGUCCCGGUGAUUGUGGAGAAGGUGUCUGGAUCACAGAUUGUGGACAUCGACAAGAGGAAGUAUCUGGUCCCCUCCGACAUCACAGUGGCUCAGUUCAUGUGGAUCAUCAGGAAACGCAUCCAGCUGCCCUCAGAGAAGGCUAUCUUCCUGUUUGUGGAUAAGACGGUGCCUCAGUCCAGCAUCACCAUGGGGCAGCUGUACGAGAAGGAGAAGGACGAGGACGGCUUUUUAUACGUGGCUUACAGCGGGGAGAACACCUUUGGUUUUUAAAACAAGAAGCCGCCCGUCGUGACCGGCCUUACCUGGCGGCGCCGCAAAGCCACACUGACGCCCACCCA
Messenger RNA from Micropterus salmoides (largemouth bass), 612 nucleotides. Its product is annotated as gamma-aminobutyric acid receptor-associated protein-like 2. NCBI's taxonomy places the organism in Eukaryota, Metazoa, Chordata, Actinopteri, Centrarchiformes, Centrarchidae. Gene Ontology annotation, cellular component: autophagosome membrane; autophagosome; cytosol. Gene Ontology annotation, biological process: cellular response to nitrogen starvation; macroautophagy; autophagy of mitochondrion. The record is from RefSeq and is a predicted model, not a curated record. The transcript is spliced from 4 exons. Gene Ontology annotation, molecular function: ubiquitin protein ligase binding. Bases 191 to 544 code for a protein of 117 amino acids.